This is a messenger RNA of Rhinolophus ferrumequinum (greater horseshoe bat), 3182 nucleotides long. RefSeq names its product threonyl-tRNA synthetase 3 (gene TARS3). Gene Ontology annotation, molecular function: threonine-tRNA ligase activity; ATP binding. The transcript has 19 exons. The record is from RefSeq and is a predicted model, not a curated record. Gene Ontology annotation, cellular component: cytoplasm. Gene Ontology annotation, biological process: threonyl-tRNA aminoacylation. The coding region runs from base 109 to 2535 and encodes 808 amino acids. NCBI's taxonomy places the organism in Eukaryota, Metazoa, Chordata, Mammalia, Chiroptera, Rhinolophidae.
CCCGCCCCCUGCAGUGCUUCCAACAGCUGUCUCGCCCUCCCCGCAGCUGUCACCGCUGCCCCUACCUACCACUCAGUGCCCUGCUGGUCGUUGACAGGGGCCGGCGCCAUGGCGGCCGAGGCCCUGGCGGCCGAGGCCGUGGCUUCGCGCCUGGAGCGGCAAGAGGAGGACAUCCGCUGGUUGUGGGCGGAGGUCCAGCGCCUGAGGGACGAACAGCUAAACGCACCCGACCGGUGCCAGGCCGAAGGGCCGUGCCUCACGCGGGAGGUGGCGCAGCUCCGGGCCGAGAACCGCGACCUGCGCUACCGCCUGUACCGCUUGCGGGUGUGCCUCGCCGAAGAGCUGAGCCACCAGAUAAAGAUGGAAAGCGCGGCGCGGGCAGCGGCGGCGCAGGAGAACGCCGAGAACGCGGCUGCCGGCGCGCAGCCUCCUUCGAGUCAAAACCAAGAAAAGGACGUUAAAAAGAAGGAGGAGGAAAGGAAGCCUGAGAGUGAGGUGAAAAAUCAACCAAAUUUCAUAAAGGAAAGACUGAAACUUUUUGAAAUGUUGAAGAAAGAGCAUCAACUGUUAUCUGCCACUUAUGAAAAAAAGGGGAAUACAAGUAAUAUGAUCACAGUAAGACUGGCUGAUGGGAAAACAGUGCAAGGGGAAGUUUGGAAGACAACACCUUAUCAAGUGGCUGCUGAUAUUAGUCAAGAACUGGCUGAAAACGCAGUAAUAGCCAAAGUCAAUGGUGAAUUAUGGGACUUGGACCGUCCGCUGGAAAGGGAUUCCACGCUAGAGCUGCUCAUGUUUGAUAAUGAGGAAGCUCAAGCUGUGUACUGGCAUUCCAGCGCACACGUCCUUGGGGAGGCCAUGGAGCUCUACUACGGAGGCCAUUUGUGCCACGGUUUACCCGUUGACAACGGAUUUUAUUAUGACAUGUUCAUCGAAGACCGAGCAGUGUCCAGCACAGAACUACCAGCACUGGAGAACAUGUGUAAGACCAUCCUGCAAGAAAAGCAACCUUUUGAAAGAUUAGAAGUCAGCAAGGAGGUCCUCCUGGAAAUGUUUAAGUACAAUAAAUUUAAAUGCCGCAUCCUGAAUGAGAAGGUUAUGACGCCCACUACCACAGUUUACAGGUGCGGUUCACUGGUUGACCUUUGUGAAGGCCCCCACGUAAGACACACUGGGAAAAUUAAAACCAUAAAAAUUUUCAAGAAUUCCUCAACAUACUGGGAGGGCAACCCUGAAAUGGAAACACUGCAGAGAAUCCAUGGGAUAUCCUUUCCCGAUAACAAGAUGAUGAAAAGCUGGGAAAAGCUCCAAGAGGAAGCCAAGAAACGAGAUCACAGGAAAAUCGGGACGAAACAAGAACUUUUCUUUUUCCAUGAUCUGAGUCCUGGAAGCUGUUUUUUUCUUCCCAGAGGAGCCUUCAUUUAUAACACACUUAUGGAUUUCAUACGAGAGGAAUAUCACCGUCAGAAUUUCAUGGAGGUGCUCUCUCCCAACGUGUACAAUAACAAACUCUGGGAAGCCUCGGGCCACUGGCAGCAUUACAGAGAGAAGAUGUUUACCUUUGACAUUGAGAAGGACACUUUUGCCCUUAAACCCAUGAAUUGUCCAGGGCACUGUCUAAUGUUUGCCCAUCGUCCACGAUCCUGGAGGGAGAUGCCUAUUAGAUUUGCUGAUUUUGGAGUUCUUCAUAGAAAUGAACUGUCGGACACUUUAAGUGGCUUGACCCAAGUUAGACGCUUCCAGCAGGAUGACGCUCACAUCUUCUGCACAGUGGAGCAGAUUGAAGAAGAAAUAAAGGGGUGUUUGCAGUUUUUGCAGUCUGUUUACUCCACAUUUGGCUUCUCCUUUCAGUUGAAUUUGUCAACAAGGCCUGAAAACUUCUUAGGAGAGAUUGAGAUGUGGGAUGAAGCGGAAAGGCAAUUGCAGAACAGCUUGAUGGAAUUUGGAAAACCAUGGAAGAUGAACCCAGGACAUGGAGCAUUUUAUGGUCCUAAAAUUGAUAUAAAAAUAAAGGAUGCUAUUGGCAGAUACCACCAGUGUGCUACGAUCCAGCUGGACUUUCAACUGCCUGUUAGAUUUAAUCUUACAUAUGUUAGUAAGGAUGGGGAUGAUAAGAAGAACCCUGUGAUCAUUCAUCGAGCCAUUUUGGGGUCAGUGGAAAGGAUGAUAGCCAUUCUCUCAGAAAACUACGGAGGAAAAUGGCCUUUCUGGCUUUCUCCUCGUCAAGUAAUGGUCAUCCCUGUGGAGCCAACUUGUGAAAAAUAUGCACUUCAGGUAUCCAGUGAAUUUUUUGAAGAAGGAUUCAUGACCGAUGUUGAUUUAGAUCAUAGUUGCACACUAAAUAUGAAAAUACGAAAUGCGCAACUGGCUCAAUAUAAUUUUAUUUUGGUGGUUGGAGAGAACGAAAAAACAAAUAAUGCUGUAAACCUUCGAACAAGAGAGAACAAAAUUCAUGGAGAGAUUUCAGUCACUUCUGCCAUUGAUAAAUUGAAGAAUCUCAAGAUAUUACGUACAAUAAACGCUGAAGUAGAGUUUUGAAGUUCUUCCUCAUAGUCCCUUCUAUGUAACCUUGUUUUGACCCCUAAAAAUGCAUUUUUCUUAAUGUUAAAACUUCUUCUGAGAACUUUGGAGCCACCGACAGGUCCCCUGAUGGGUGUAGCGAGAAAGGAGACAAUGAAUGAGUAGCUGAUAUGUACAAGAGUUAAACUUUGUAAUCUCUGAAGACAAGAAGAGGACAAGCUGGGGAAACUUAAGUUUCCAAAUGUCGUGAGAAACUUAAAUGGCAAAAUGUUCAUCGAAAGAGGGAAAUACUAGAAAAUGAGAAUUGUUAGAUAUUACUGCUAAGAUUUGUAAUUUUGAAAAGAUGGGUUUCAAAUACAAGUCUGCAAAGCUUUUUGGAAUAUGGCAAAAAAUAACAUGAUGCUAAUAACAUGAUGCUCUCAGUUGUUUUUAUGGUUGUUUUACUAAAGUUCACACUGAAACUUUCUGUCCAAAAUUGGAAUCAUUACUUAGCCAACAACCACAAGAGAGGCUAAUACUAAAUAUUGGGUUAUUGACAAAGGACGCUGAAUUCAGAUUCAGUAUUGUGCAAUCUACUAUUGUUUGCAUCGUAGCUUAAGAGUUGCUAUUUUAAUGCUUCUAAUUGACAACUGAAUUUUGUUCUUUAGAAAAAAUAAAUUUCCAAA